AUCUUAACUAUAGCUCGCAAUCGCUCGGACAUGGAUGCGGUGAGCGCUCUCGGCGUUGCGGCGGCCGUGGUACAGUUUGCCGACUUCGGCUACCGCCUCAUAAAACGUGCGCAUGAGCUGUAUAAGUCUCCCACUGGCCAAUAUCUGGAACACAUCGAGCUAUCCGUCGUGUCCCAGGAUCUUUUACGCCUCGCCGAUGACAUUGGGGCCAAACUCGGCGAGAAUAAAGGGUCGGCAGCAGAGAUUUAUGUCCGUCUCCAUGGUGAAUGCAUGUCAACCAACGACGAGCUUCAGAGCAUUCUCAGCAAGCUCGAGGCUAAAGGCUCUACUAAAAUUAAACUAGCUGCGGAUAUUAUAAGGGCCAUGUUUAGAGAGGUCGCAGCCGCUAGUGAUAUUGAAAAGCUAGCAAAUCGCCUGGGCGAGAUCCGCCAGCAGAUGAACGUGGCUAUGCUGUAUAUGUUACUGGAUGAAGCCCGGGAAAAUGGCGUAGAGUUGCGUCAGUUUGCGAGGCAACAAGCCAAUAUGAUUGCCACUCUGGAUCGAAUCGACAGCACUACCAAGCAAUUUAGUACGGAUAUCAUUGGCCUCAUCGACAAGUGGCCCAUAAGCAACCAGGCAGAGACAGAUAAAAUGGUGCGUUAUGUGCUUAGCGAUAAGUGGAAUGCAAGCAAAUAUGCAAAGCAAACCGUGUUCGACGAGAAGCAGGAUGAUGGGAAGGUCAACAAAGUGUGUCAGAGUCUAUACUUUGAGUCCAUAAGCCAUCGAGAGACAAGCAUUCCUAAGCGACACAAGGCAACCUUCGAAUGGAUAUUCCGCGAGCCACGGAUAUUGGAAGAUGGCCGUGCUCUUUGGUCAAGCUUUCCGCCCUGGUUGCGAGGAGAUUCCCCAGAUAUCUAUUGGAUUACAGGCAAACCGGGUGCCGGGAAGUCCACGCUAACCAAAUUCAUCUCACAAGACCCAAGGUUUAAAGACUUGUUACAGGAGUGGGCAACUGGGUCCCAGCUCCUGAUUGUUCGCUUUUUCUCUUGGACUUCGGGAGCUAAUAGACUCCAGAAGUCCCAGGAAGGUCUUUUUAAAACACUCCUCUUUGAGGCCAUCCAGCAGCGGCCUCAACUUGUCAUCGACAUCUUCCCUGCUCGGUGGUUUCUUCUCCAAUCCUUUAAUGGAAACAUUAAAUUGCCAGACCUGACGAGGGACGACCUGAAGGUUGGUUUCCGGAAUCUGCUAUCCGCAACCGGGGAUAAAGUGAAACUCACUCUUCUUAUUGACGGCCUGGAUGAGUUUACCGAGGACCAACACGAGGAUCACCGCGAUUUAGUUCGUCUUCUCCGCGACGCCAACGCCGAGCCAGGGGUAAAGAUCUGCAUAAGCAGUCGACCAUGGAACGUCUUUAGGGACGAGUACGGCAACAACCCUAUGUUACAGCUUGAGAACUUAACUAGAGAAGACAUUAAGUCCUUUGUCCAGGAGCAGCUUGAGCUUAGCCCAGGCUACUAUGAUUUCGCCGCGACUGAUCCAGAGGCAGCUCGUAAAAUCAUUACAGACAUUGUGGACAAGUCACAGGGCGUAUUUCUUUGGGUAUCUGUUGUUUCGGGCAUGUUAGAGGCCGCGCUACAGGAAGGGACCAACAUCUCAGACUUACAAGCCACCAUUAAUAACCUCCCGAAAGAGGUUGACAACUUGUUCCGUUACAUCUGGAACCGAACCAGCAAGCGAUUUCGCGCUGAAGCAUCAACAUAUUUCCUGCUUAUGAACACUUGUCGACGGCUGGAAACUGAUCUGUUUGCUCUGACCCUUUGGUUCGGUGAUAAGGAAUUACCCGUUGAUUUUGCCACAGUCAAUCUCACGAGCACCUUUCUGACGGGCGUCAUCAAGUCCUUGGAACGAAAAUUAAUGAGUCGCACCGGAGGCUUGCUGGAGCUUCGUGUGUCUAGCUCUGACGUCCACGCCAAAAAACCGGAAGAUGUUCGCGUGGAUUACAUGCACCGAACGGCAAGCGAUUGGGUCAGUGAUAACUGGGCGAGCAUCGCUUCGGCGGCGGAUCAUAGCUUUAACCCUUUCAUCUUUUUCGUCAAGGGUCAAGCGCUGAGUGUAAUUCUUACCACCAAGCCAACUCUAGACAGAUUUACGCAAUGCAAAUUUACACGACUCACGGGCGUCUACUGGGAGAAUUGGGUGGAAUUUUCAGAUUUUCAAAAUAUUAUUUCGGAUAUGAUGCAGCAGAUCGGGCAGACGUUAUCUUGCGCCAACUUCCUCGAAGUAUCGGCUCGAUUUCCCAUUCAUGCUUAUCUAAAACACAUGAUGCAAGAGAAUCUCGACCUAUUCUCAACCGCAGCUCACUACUAUGGAAUAUUGAAUAACGUUAUAUUCGGUGAAUCCUGGUUUCACGAUCCCGAGGGGCGACUAGAUCUCUUAGACUUCCUGACUCAGGAGAAAUAUCCCCUUCGGCUGGAUUGUCUCUGCAAGACUAAGAAUGAGGUGGAAUACGUAAAUUUUAUAGUAAGCGUGAAAUAUUCGAGGCAGCACCCUUUUUUCACCUACUUCACGCAAGUCAUACAUAUCCUCGAAUCACGAAUCUCUCAGCCCGCUUUGCAAGCCGACCAGAACAGAGCCGCUAUUAGUAGCGGCGGUGGUGAUACAAGCGGAACAUCCGUCGCAAGUGAGCCACAGCACCAAACGCCGAAGCCGAAAUUGAGAGACAAGUUACGAGAGUUCUUUGGGGAGAUUUUUGGUCGUAAGCAAAGUUGA
This is a messenger RNA of Trichoderma atroviride IMI 206040, 2748 nucleotides long. The record is from RefSeq and is a predicted model, not a curated record. NCBI's taxonomy places the organism in Eukaryota, Fungi, Ascomycota, Sordariomycetes, Hypocreales, Hypocreaceae.